Molecule: messenger RNA, 1154 nt
Organism: Hordeum vulgare subsp. vulgare (domesticated barley)
Lineage: Eukaryota; Viridiplantae; Streptophyta; Magnoliopsida; Poales; Poaceae
Product: 5'-adenylylsulfate reductase-like 5
Exons: 4
Coding region: 1-909 (302 amino acids)
Source: RefSeq, a predicted model, not a curated record
AUGCGCCGCGCCGCCGUUGCCGUCGCCUUCGCCACCGCGCUCCUCCUCCUCCUCGCCGCCUCCGCCGCCGCGGGGUCCCCCGCCGCGGAGCCCACCUGCCCGCGGGGGGCCGGCCCGCCGUUCCUCGACGCGCUCGGAUCGCGCUGCCCCCGCGCCGCCCGGAUCGUGCCCUCCCGGCCCCUCGAGGUGAGAGGAGAUGCUGUUGAUAAAGAGUUGAACCUUCGCUGUACCGGUGCCUCAUGCUCCAUUCUUUUCUAUGCUGCAUGGUGUCCUUUCUCAAGCAAAUUUCGACCAAUAUUUGAAGCUCUCAGCACCAUGUUCCCUCAGAUACACCACUUUGCUGUCGAAGAAUCUUCUGCGACGCCUAGUUUGUUUUCAAGGUAUGGUGUCCGUGGCUUUCCAGCCAUUCUUCUGGCAAAUGAGACUACAAUGGUUCGUUACAGGGGUACAAAAGAUCUGAAGUCUCUGGUUCAGUUCUAUCAAGAGACUACAGGCCUCGACCCAGUUACAUAUAUUGAUGUUGAUCAGCAAGAGAACACUGGAAGUUUGGGAUCAGUCAUGCCAGGAGGCCGGUCUCUGCGCAAAAUGGCGAAAGACGAGCCAUUCCUGUUUCUUGGAGUCCUUUUUAUAAUCAUGAAGGUCGCGGCCCACUUCGUCCCCACUGUCAUUUCCCAACUGAGAGCCUUCUUGAUUGUGCGUGUUCAGAACUUGAACUUAAGAAUCCGUAGGGGGUCAAGCCAACUUAUGGAACGGGCAUUGACUGUGCUUGAUGUUCAGAGGCUUUGGAGCAAGCUUAGACUGAGCAGUAAGACAAGGGACCUAAGUAAAGGGGCGAGGAAUGCUCGAGCAUGGGCUUCGUCGUUUGCGUCUGUCUCACUGGGUGAACCAUCCUCCUUACGGCAUGCCUAGCCUUUUUUCGUGAUGCUGGUCAAUAGUCUAGUUGCUGAUAUAUGAUCCAAAAUUGUUUGGUCUUGCUUCCCCAUCCUGCUAUGUAUGUGCAUCCGCUCAUGUGGGAACACCAGAAUGUAAAUUUUCAGGAUCUCAUCUUGUUGUAUAUAGGGAUGCGUUUUGCUUUGCUGACGCGAUAGCUGAUCUCUGACAUUUGUCUCAAUUAACUUUUUGAUGUAUGGUGAAGAUCUGAGUGUUUUCGUUUA